This is a messenger RNA of Diceros bicornis minor, 2715 nucleotides long. RefSeq names its product syntrophin beta 1 (gene SNTB1). Lineage: Eukaryota; Metazoa; Chordata; Mammalia; Perissodactyla; Rhinocerotidae. Gene Ontology annotation, cellular component: intracellular anatomical structure; dystrophin-associated glycoprotein complex; synapse. The transcript is spliced from 8 exons. The record is from RefSeq and is a predicted model, not a curated record. Gene Ontology annotation, molecular function: structural molecule activity; protein binding. Bases 259 to 1872 code for a protein of 537 amino acids.
GUGUGACAGCCGAGGCUGCGGCGGCUGGAACAGGUUGCUCCACCCCGCCCAGGAUCAGGCGAGGGGGAACCGGCUUGGCUGCGGCUGCCAACUCGCGCCGAGCGCGUCUGCGAACUCCCGGAGUGGAGUCCCACGUCCUGCCUCCUGCCCGCGGGGCGCGCGCUCCUCGCUCCCCCAGGGCCCGCGUCCUCCCCGCGCAACCCUUCCCCACUUUUCCCCCCUUUUGCAAUCACAUGGCAUUUUAAGAAUGCCGGAAAGAUGGCGGUAGCGGCGGCGGCGGCGGCAGGGCCGGUCGGCGGGGGAGGCGGCCGCGCGCAGCGGAGCGGGCUGCUGGAAGUUUUGGUGCGGGAUCGCUGGCACAAAGUUCUGGUGAACUUGAGCGAGGACGCCCUGGUUUUGAGCUGCGAGGAGGGCGCUGCGGCGUACAACGGCAUCGGGACCGCCACCAAUGGCUCGUUCUGCAAGGGCGCCGGCAGCGGGCACCCGGGCGCGGGCGGCGCGCAGCCCCCGGACUCGCCCGCCGGGGUCCGCACCGCCUUCACCGACCUCCCGGAGCAGGUGCCCGAGUCCAUCUCAAACCAGAAGCGUGGCGUGAAGGUGCUGAAGCAGGAGCUGGGCGGGCUGGGCAUCAGCAUCAAGGGGGGCAAGGAGAACAAGAUGCCCAUCCUUAUCAGCAAGAUCUUCAAGGGGCUGGCGGCCGAUCAGACCCAAGCCCUGUACGUGGGCGACGCCAUCCUGUCGGUGAACGGAGCCGACCUGCGGGACGCCACCCACGACGAGGCGGUGCAGGCGCUGAAGCGCGCUGGCAAGGAAGUGCUGCUGGAAGUGAAGUACAUGCGAGAGGCCACGCCCUACGUGAAGAAAGGCUCCCCAGUGUCCGAGAUUGGGUGGGAAACGCCUCCGCCUGAAUCCCCUCGGUUAGGGGGCGGCUCCUCAGACCCUCUGUCGUCGCAAUCCUUCUCCUUCCAUAGAGAUCGGAAGAGCAUCCCCCUGAAGAUGUGCUACGUCACCCGGAGUAUGGCCUUGGCUGACCCUGAGAACAGGCAGCUGGAAAUCCACUCUCCAGAUGCUAAGCACACGGUGAUCCUCAGGAGCAAGGACUCAGCCACUGCCCAGGCCUGGUUCAGUGCCAUCCAUUCCAACGUUAGUGACCUGCUGCCCCGAGUGAUUGCUGAGGUCAGAGAGCAGCUGGGGAAAACAGGCAUUGCUGGGAGCCGAGAGGUCAGGCAUCUUGGCUGGCUCGCAGAAAAGGUGCCUGGGGAGAGUGAGAAGCAGUGGAAGCCAGCUCUGGUUGUACUGACUGAGAAGGACCUUUUAAUCUAUGACAGCAUGCCCCGGAGGAAGGAAGCCUGGUUCAGCCCAGUUCACACAUACCCGCUUCUUGCCACCAGGCUGGUCCAUUCAGGUCCAGGGAAAGGAUCGCCCCAGGCUGGUAUGGAUCUGUCCUUUGCAACGCGAACUGGCACCAGGCAGGGGAUUGAAACACACCUCUUCAGGGCCGAGAUCAGCAGGGACCUCUCCCAUUGGACAAGGAACAUAGUACAGGGUUGCCAUAACUCAGCUGAACUCAUUACUGAAGUCACCACAGCUUGCACCUACAAAAACCAGGAGUGCCGUUUGACCAUACAUUAUGAGAAUGGAUUUUCUAUUACCACUGAACCACAGGAGGGUGCCUUUCCCAAGACAAUCAUACAGUCUCCUUAUGAAAAGCUGAAAAUGUCUUCAGAUGAUGGAAUCAGGAUGCUGUAUUUAGAUUUUGGAGGCAAAGAUGGAGAGCUUCAACUGGACCUUCAUUCCUGCCCCAAGCCGAUUGUUUUCAUCAUUCAUUCCUUCCUGUCAGCUAAGAUUACGAGACUGGGCUUGGUCGCCUGAAUAGAGGGGCGACUUGCCUUUGAGAAAAGGAAGGCUGCGGUGCCGCCAGAAAGUAACAUCAGACACCAUUUGCAGUGAGCAAUGCACCAGCCGUAGCAUGCCACAGUCAGCUUUAGAUCCCAAGAGUCCUGUGUAACUGUCCCAGACUGCUCUGUCAAUUUCAUCAACUACAACGGGGUACCCUGAGAAAACACCGCAAGGAAUAUCAGACUAAAACUGUCUUUUUAGAACGGUAAAAGGGAAAAGAGGUGAGGGAGAUUGGAAAUACACAGCAUAGCUUUUAAAUAAUGACAAUCAAGGACAUGAAAUUAGAACAGCAUGUGCAGAUCUUAAUCACACCAGUUUCUAGGCAACUGGUUCACCCAGGUAAGCAAGAGUUGAAGACAUGAGAAAUGGACAUGUUCCCCUCUUUCCCCCCCCCAAUGACAAUGAUCCCUUGGUUUAUUGUGACUUAUUUCCUACUUCUAAUUGUGUUGAGUUUAGCUGGUAAGGAAAGAAAAGCAUUUCAAAUGGAAACCCACCUUUUAUUUAAGUAUGAAGCAGCUGUUACUUUUUCUUAAUGAAUUAUCUUUCAGUGAUGUAGGAUGAUUAUUCUGAAGUGUUCUCAUUAGCAUAUGCUGAGCGGGAAUUAAAUAAAGCAUCAGAUACUGAUCUGAGCUGCAAGCUGGUGGAAUCCGAGCCAAAGUAGACCGCUUAAAUUGCAAAGCUUUGCUGAAGCGUGGUGUGCGUGGAAGAUGAUUAAUUCUGGGACUGCACUCACACCAAAGUCUGCUGUCUUAGAGCCAAGACUGAUAGCUUUAUUUAUAAAAAGCAAAUUAUGGAUAUUUUUUUAAAAGAUCGUCA